Molecule: messenger RNA, 1805 nt
Organism: Bombus pascuorum
Lineage: Eukaryota; Metazoa; Arthropoda; Insecta; Hymenoptera; Apidae
Product: 4-aminobutyrate aminotransferase, mitochondrial-like
Exons: 9
Coding region: 1-1347 (448 amino acids)
Biological process (GO): GABA catabolic process
Cellular component (GO): mitochondrion
Molecular function (GO): pyridoxal phosphate binding
Source: RefSeq, a predicted model, not a curated record
AUGUUGUGCAAAAGUAUUGUGUAUUCUGUUCAAAAGAGUCCGAAACCUCGUCAACUUCAUCAUAUGCCAAAGGCACCAUUACCUGGAGAACCUGCAAAACCAUAUACGCUUACUGAAAUUCCUGGACCAAGGUCAGAAGCACUUCUCAAUGAAUUUUCUAAAAUUCAGCAAGUAGGCUCCAUUCAAUAUUUUGGAGACUACCAAAGAUCUGUUGGAAAUUACUUAGCAGAUAUUGAUGGAAAUGUUUUCUUAGAUAUGUUUAUGCAAUUAUCUACCCUUGCUCUUGGAUAUAAUCAUAGGUCAAUCCUUGGUGCAUUAUCUUGUGGAGGAAAUCAACGAGUAAUAGCAAACAGGCCUGCAAUAGGAUUAUUCCCUGGUUUAGAGUGGCCAUGUAAAAUACAGGAUACAUUGCUUCAACCAUGUGUAGCUCCAAAAGGGUUACCAUGCAUUUUUACAGCCAUGUGUGGUGCUUGUUCAAUUGAGCAUGCUAUACAAAUGGCAUUCAUAAAAUAUGCAGAAAGACAUCGACGUGGCAAAGAUUUUACUGAGGAAGAAAAGGAAAGUGCACCUUUUAAUAAACCACCUGGUUGUCCUGAAUUGUCUAUCCUUUCCUUUGAAGGAGGAUUUCAUGGUAGAACAUUUGGUGCACUGGCAUUAACGCAUUAUAAGUACAUAAUGAAAAUUGAUAUACCUUCUCUUCAAUGGCCAAUUGCACCCUAUCCACAUUAUUUAUAUCCAUUGGAUCAGCAUGAAAAAGAAAAUAAAGAGGAAGAUGCUCGGUGCUUGGAACAAAGAUCUAUUCCUUUCAUAUUGGAUGAAAUACAAACAGGAGGUGGUGCAACAGGAAGAAUAUGGGCACAUGAAUAUUUUGAAUUAAACAUUCCUCCUGAUAUCGUUACAUUUAGUUACAAAAUGCAAGCUAGUGGAUUUUAUCAUUCUCCCGAAUACAUGCCCAAGCAACCAUAUAGAGUUUUUAAUGCAUGGAUGGGAGACCCAAUCCAAAUUUUAUUGUUAGAAGCAGUAUUACAAACCAUUGAAGCAGAAGACUUAUUAACUCAUGUAUGUUAUGUCGGCAAUUAUUUGCUUUGUCAACUAAACACCUUGCAACAUGAAUUUUCGGAUAUUAUAAGUUCCGUACGAGGUAGAGGCUUUAUCAUUGCCUUUGAUACGAGAUGUAGGGAUAUGAAAAAGAAAUUAAUGCAUCUUUUACGUAAUAGAGGUAUACAAGUGGGUGACUGUGGAACAAAAUCAAUUCGAUUAAGACCAUGUCUAAUAUUCGGAGAAUAUCAUGCCGAUAUCUUUUUAGAAAUUCUUCGCGAUUGCUUGCAAGAACUUGCAGAGUGCUGAUGUAUUUGUAAAUUAUAUUUUACUUAUUUAUUGUAUUAUACAUUUGUUAAAUAUAUACUUUAAUACAAAAAUAUCACGUUCUAUAACAUUAUUAUAUGUAUGUAUAUAACAACUAAUUAUGAAGUAUAUUAUACGAUAGCAAUAAUAAUAACAAUUUGAGAGCGCGCCUGCUGCCAUUACAUUCAAAUCUAAAUUCAAAUGAUAUUCAAACAUCGCGGCUAGUAGUCACAUAGUUCCAUUACCGAUCAAGGACCAAGAAUAUACAUAUUGUCUGUGUCAUAUAAAGGAGAUCGAUAUCAGUAUGGCGGUAAAGGAGCGGCUCCAUUCAGCGUGAUUGGAAAUCAAGAUUAUUAUGGCUCAGAUUUUAUAUUACAUAACGGGAAAGUGCAUUUCCAUCGAAGUGCAUUUUUCGCGACGCCUAGUAGCAUCUUGAACGACCAUAAGGAUAGAACAGAAAA